Molecule: messenger RNA, 947 nt
Organism: Cynara cardunculus var. scolymus (artichoke)
Lineage: Eukaryota; Viridiplantae; Streptophyta; Magnoliopsida; Asterales; Asteraceae
Product: ethylene-responsive transcription factor ERF039-like
Exons: 1
Coding region: 55-843 (262 amino acids)
Biological process (GO): regulation of DNA-templated transcription
Molecular function (GO): DNA binding; DNA-binding transcription factor activity
Source: RefSeq, a predicted model, not a curated record
CAAUGGCUACAUACCAUAAAUAUACCUCUUAGCAUAGAAGAAGAGCAAGUCAACAUGGAGAAUGCAUCUCAAGACAAUCACUUCUCAUCUUCCACCACCACUUCUUCAUCUUCAACCACCACGACCACCACUGGUUGCUCUUCUGUGUCGUCUAUCUUCACCUCUGAUGCAUCGACUGUCCAGAUCAUAACAUGUGGUGAAAUAGACAACAAGUCUCAAAAAGGCUUGAAAAGAGUUCAAAAGGGAAAUGAUGGCAACGAACGAAAGAAACAGAGUAGAAACGAUGCUGGUGGUGGUGCUAGUGAGCAUCUGACGUAUCGUGGUGUGCGAAUGAGGAGUUGGGGAAAAUGGGUGUCAGAAAUCCGUGAGCCACGUAAGAAAUCAAGAAUAUGGCUCGGGACAUUCCCAACGGCUGAGAUGGCGGCUCGAGCUCAUGAUGUAGCGGCUAUAGCCAUAAAAGGUCACUCGGCUUACCUCAACUUUCCUAAAUUGGCACAUCUACUUCCACGACCAACCACUAUAUCACCAAAGGACAUCCGGGAAGCGGCCAACAAGGCUGCUACCACCUGUGGUGGCCAUGAACCAGAGCCACCAAGCCAACCCACGCUUUCUCAUUCUCACUCGUCAACAACUCUAUCAUCAAAUAACACUCAAAAAUCAAUCACCUCGACAUCAAUCGAAUACGAUGAUACAUUUUUCGACCUACCUGAUCUUUCUGUCAACAACACUGAUCGAAAUGAUACUUUCCAUUUCUAUCCUCCAUCAUGGCAGUUGGAGGUUGAAGCAGAUAAAGGCUUUAGGAUUGAAGUUGAAGAGCCGUUUCAUUGGCAUAUUAGCCAUUGAAAAGAUAUCCUCAUUUGAAAUUACCCACUAACCCUUCAAAAUUACUAUAUAUAAAAAGCACAUCCUUGUAAAUUCAACCACCCAAAAUUUUGUAUUGAUGUACG